AUGACUGCCGAUACCCUCCUCACGCCACAUGGCGACUACACAGUACCGGCUUCGCCGACAAUGAACGGCAAUCUCAAAGCCAAAGGUAUUGUCGUCUUUUCCGGCGGCAGCGCUGCAAAUAACUUGGUCGACGUGUUCAAAACAGUGCGGGAGGACAAGAAGUGCCCACUCAGCUAUGUCAUCCCUAUCAGCGAUAACGGUGGAAGCUCGUCGGAGCUGAUCCGUGUCUUUGGAGGCCCAGGUAUUGGCGAUGUACGAAGUCGUCUCGUCCGCCUUAUCCCGGACGAUCCAGAUCACGACGAUAGCGAAAAGGCAGCUAUCAAAACGUUCUUCAACCAUAGGCUGCCCAAGGAACGCUCUUUAGCCCGGGAAGAGUGGCUACAAAUCGUAGAGGCUGAGCACGCACUGUGGACCAAUAUUUCAACUGCGAAGAAAGAACUGGUACGGUCCAUGUUAAAUGUUGUCGCAUUCGAGAUCGUAAAGCGACGGCGACCUUCCUCUAGUUUCGACUUUUCCGGUGCAAGCAUUGGAAAUCUGUUUCUGACUGGUGCUCGACUCUUUACCGGGUCAUUUGAAUCCGCAAUCUAUCUUCUCUCCAGCAUCUGCUCGGUACCUAGCCACACGUCUGUUCUCCCCGCAAUCAACACCAAUUUCACGCAUCACAUUUCCGUUGGCCUCGCAAAUGGAGAAGUAAUCACCGGGCAAAACUCCAUAUCGCACCCUUCUAUCUCGACAGCUCUGGUUUUCGGUGGCGCACCUACAGAAAUUGACGAGACAGAGCACCAUGACAGCAUCGAAGAUGCCAACCUACCCGGGUCUCUCCCCACACUUCGGAAACAAUACAUCACCUUCUCAAAAGCCGACGAAGAAGAACUACCUGCGAGGAUUGAGCGGCUAUGGUACAUCAACCCAUAUGGCCAAGAAAUCCGUCUCUCCGCCAAUCCCAUGGUGCUCAACUCAUUAGCGGAAGCUCAGGCUGUUGUGUACAGCAUCGGCUCACUUUACACAUCCAUCAUCCCCUCUCUUGUCCUCAAAGGAGUCGGCGAAGCCAUCAGCAACUCCUCUAUCCGCUACAAAAUCCUCAUCCUCAACUCGACCAUUGAUCGCGAAACAGGGCCAUGUUCGAAUCCGUACACAGCCCUGGACUUUGUAGCUGCCAUUGCCAAGGCAGGCGAGGAGUCAAAAGGCGUGUUCGAGUCAGUUGACAAGACAAAGUACAAGAAUUAUGUCACGCAUGUUAUCCAUCUGCAAGGGCCGGGGACGCCAGCCGUUGACAAGGAUGAGCUUAGGAGGAUUGGCAUCGAAGCUAUUCGCGUGUAUGGGAGGAGGAAUGAGGGCGAGGGGUUCGUUAGGUACGAUGAAAGAGGCUUGAUUCAGGCGCUUGAGGUUACGAUGGGGAAGAGGGACCCAAGGGUGCCUAGUCGACGGAAUACAUUGGAAGGACCGGCGGGCUGA
Bipolaris oryzae ATCC 44560 is the source of this 1455-nucleotide messenger RNA. RefSeq lists its product as uncharacterized. Gene Ontology annotation, molecular function: LPPG:FO 2-phospho-L-lactate transferase activity. The coding region runs from base 1 to 1455 and encodes 484 amino acids. NCBI's taxonomy places the organism in Eukaryota, Fungi, Ascomycota, Dothideomycetes, Pleosporales, Pleosporaceae. The transcript has 4 exons. The record is from RefSeq and is a predicted model, not a curated record.